AUGGAGUCUCCGACAGAGCUAGACCUCGACAACCUUCGGGCCAUCAAAGUACUGGGCAAAGGUGCCAUGGGAACUGUCUUCCUCGCCCAUCAUCUUUCAACUGACCCCUCCGCUCUCUCCCCUUUCGCCCUCAAGGUGGUCGACAAGUCCCUCUCCUUCGCCGCCGAUGCCGACCGCCGUGCCCGCUGGGAAAUCUCCGUCCUCUCCCGCUUCCGCCUCCACGAUCCGCUCCACCCCUUCCUCCCCUCCCUCCUCGGCUCCUCCGAGAACGCCGACAUUCUCUGCUGGGCGGUGCCGUACUGCCCCGGCGGCGACCUCAACGUCCUCCGCCACCGUCAGAACGACAGCGUCUUCUCCCCCUCCGUCAUCCGCUUCUACCUCGCCGAAAUCAUCCUCGCCCUCCAGCAUCUCCACGGGCUGGGCAUUGUUUAUCGUGAUUUGAAGCCGGAAAAUAUCCUCAUUCAGCAGUCCGGCCACGUCACGCUAACGGAUUUCGAUCUUUCUCGAAGCUUGACUCCGAAAAAGCUCGACCCGGACCCCCUCCAUGUCGCCUGCUCGGAGCCUGAAACGGAUUCCGAUCUUUCUAGAACCUUCACCCGCUUCGUUUGUCCUAGAAAGAAGAAGAACGUUAAUAACCAGAAAGGAUUAAGGAAAGCAAAGAGCGCACGCGUUUCUCCGGUGAGCAGAAGGAACCCGGGAUCAUUCUACGAGCGCUCCAAUUCCUUUGUCGGAACAGAGGAAUACGUCGCGCCGGAAGUUGUGAGAGGAGACGGCCACGAAUUCUCCGUCGACUGGUGGGCUCUCGGAGUGCUCUGCUACGAAAUGCUGUACGGAAAGACGCCGUUCCGGGGAAAGAACAGAAAGGAUACGUUCAAGAGAAUCUUGAUGAUGCAGCCGGAGUUCAUGGGAAAGCAGCCAAACGCCUUAACGGACUUGAUCGGAAAGUUGCUGGAGAAGGACCCCACGCGCCGGCUGGGUUACCGGAGAGGCGCGUCAGAGAUCAAGGAGCACGAGUUCUUCCGUGGGCUGAGGUGGGAUUUGCUGACGGAAGUUGUACGGCCGCCGUUUCUGCCGUCGAAAGACGAGACGGAGCUGACGGAGGAAGUGAAGAAAGGCGGGAUUGACAUCCGGGAUUACUUCGACAAAUUGAAGGCUCCGUCGUCACCGUUAUGGUCGCCGUCACUGGAUGAGCAAAGACAUAACGUUUCGCUAACGGAGUUCUAACUCACGUGUAAAGAGUGUUGGAUCAUUAAUGUUAUUUUCUAUUUUUAUUUUUUAAAAAAGUAGAUUAAUGUAAAUAAAAUAAUUGUAGGACUUGAUAAACGGCGUUAUUUAAGAAUUGCUGUUAGCGAUUAUAGAAACAUAAUGAUUAAACAGUCAUAAUGUAUUUUAACUGUUUUUAAUUAGAUUAAUUAAUGAAAUAUGGGUGUACACACGCGCCUGUGGUGGCGCGUGAUAAACAAUCGGCUCAGUGCGGGAGGAAUAAAGUUGUUUAGAGUGAAGGCUAAAAAUGAGAUUUUGGUUCUCUUGAUAUUUACGGUUUUGGACAAAAAAAUGAUUAAAUGAAUGUAUCAAAUUAUAAUUAUGUUUAUUUUUGAAGAAAAGAAUUUUGCUUUUCCUUAAA
Ipomoea nil (Japanese morning glory) is the source of this 1624-nucleotide messenger RNA. RefSeq names its product serine/threonine-protein kinase UCNL. Gene Ontology annotation, molecular function: ATP binding; protein serine/threonine kinase activity. The transcript has a single exon. NCBI's taxonomy places the organism in Eukaryota, Viridiplantae, Streptophyta, Magnoliopsida, Solanales, Convolvulaceae. Gene Ontology annotation, cellular component: nucleus; cytoplasm; plasma membrane. The coding region runs from base 1 to 1224 and encodes 407 amino acids. The record is from RefSeq and is a predicted model, not a curated record. Gene Ontology annotation, biological process: protein phosphorylation.